Messenger RNA from Letharia columbiana, 1101 nucleotides. RefSeq lists its product as uncharacterized. Gene Ontology annotation, cellular component: cytoplasm. Gene Ontology annotation, molecular function: L-phosphoserine phosphatase activity; magnesium ion binding. Gene Ontology annotation, biological process: L-serine biosynthetic process; dephosphorylation. Bases 1 to 1101 code for a protein of 366 amino acids. The transcript has a single exon. NCBI's taxonomy places the organism in Eukaryota, Fungi, Ascomycota, Lecanoromycetes, Lecanorales, Parmeliaceae. The record is from RefSeq and is a predicted model, not a curated record.
AUGCUCGCUCCAGCACCUCUUACCGAAGUCGCUAGGGAGGGCCCAAAGCAUGAAAAGAAUGGCAAGUCGCUUGAACAGACACGAAAAGUUGCUCUCAUCGCGACCUUUUUUCCCAAGUCGAGGCUCACUCCCCCAAAUCUGAAUGUACAGGCUACAGCUAGUAGCGGAGAUAGGGACCAAUAUGAGACCAAAGCUACGAGACCAUCUUUGCCCUCCUAUGUUGGUACUUUUACAUCUCUGCUCGCCCAGCUUGUGCCCCAACUUGACUAUAAAUCAACCCAGCAUCUAACCUCCCAUAUUACUCAAUCCACCUACACAGGACUCUACCAAGACCUACCGGACUUUUCGAAUAUCCGGCAUGAUGCUCCAAUCCAAGAUUUUGAAAGGAGACAUGGUCUCGAGAUCAUCUUUGACGUUCAUCCAAAUGCUUCUGGGCAUCAACAGCGGCCCUUGCUGCUCGCUCUUUUCGACAUGGACUCCACCCUCAUCAACGAAGAAGUAAUCGACGAGCUUGCCCGAUCAAUUGGCAUCAGCGAUGCAGUCUCGGCCAUCACAGCCCGUGCCAUGAACGGGGACAUUGACUUCGCAACCUCCCUCUCAGAACGUGUAGCCAUGCUAAAGGGUGUGCGUACGAAUGUAUGGGAGGACCUGAAGAAGACGGUCACGAUUGCGACAGGGGCAAGAGAGCUCGUCAGUGGUCUGAAAAAGAAGGGAGUGCUGACCGGUGUUGUGAGCGGAGGUUUCAUCCCAAUGGCCGAGUGGCUGAAAGGCGAGCUGGGGCUUGAUGUCGCCGUUGCGAACCAUUUGUUGGAAGAGGGCCCGACAGCGGACUUCCCGUAUCCGCAUCUUUCAGGUUUGCUGGAUUCCAAUUAUCCAGUCGUUACGCCCGAGCUGAAAAGAGAGACCUUGAGAUCUCUUGCAGCUGAUCAUGCGAUCCCGUUGUCUGAAACGCUGGCUGUGGGAGACGGGUCCAACGAUCUGCUCAUGCUUGGGACCGCGGGCUUAGGCAUUGCAUGGAAUGCGAAAGAGAAGGUGCAGACUCGGGCGCCCAUGAGAUUGAAUGGGAACAGCCUCGCAGAUGUGCUGUACUUGAUCUUUUGA